This is a messenger RNA of Nannochloropsis gaditana CCMP526, 1181 nucleotides long. RefSeq names its product RNA-binding protein NOB1 (gene NOB1). Gene Ontology annotation, molecular function: RNA endonuclease activity. The record is from RefSeq and is a predicted model, not a curated record. The transcript has a single exon. The annotation marks the transcript as partial. Gene Ontology annotation, cellular component: preribosome, small subunit precursor. Gene Ontology annotation, biological process: maturation of SSU-rRNA.
AGGAGGAGGAGGGGGAGGAGGAGGAGGAGGGCGAGGAGGAGGAGGUGGUGGAUAGGGGAAAAGGGGAGACGGAGGAGACGGACGGGGGCGUAAGAAGAGGAGACGAAGAAAGGGACGCGGAGGACACGACGACGGAGGGUGUUGCCGAUGAGGGAGGGGCAAGGCCCGCCCCAGCCCCUCCCUCCCUCCCAACCCCACCGCCGUUGCACGCCAGCCCCCAAGGAGGAAGAAGCUGGGCCCAGGCCGUGAAAGCCACGGCGUCUCGCCCCCCUCCCCCGGCCAAGGCGAUGGGGGCCCGUCGGAGGCAAGGCACAGACCCUAGCAUCCCUUUCCAAGCGUUGACCAUGGAAGAGACGGCGCGGGGAGGGCCGCGCCCGGCCUUGUCGCGUGUCGUGGAGGGCAGGGCGGGGGAGCACGGAGGCGUGACCUCUCGGAUCAUUGGGGGCGCGGGACAGGAGGCCCUGGGGCUUGCGUCCGGCACGAGGGAGGAGGUGGAUGAUGAGGAGGGAUGGAUCCACACAGGGAACCUGACAAGCGUCCGGGCGAAGGGGGUAGAGAGUGUCUUUGGACCGAGGGGGGGCACAGGGCCGACCCAGGACAGAGACGGGGUCAUGGAGCCGUCGCUCCCCUUGGUCGCGUGUGUGACGACGGAUUUUGCGAUGCAGAACGUGAUGCUUCAAAUGGGGCUCCGCUUGAUGUCCUUGGAAGGCGCGGCGGUGACGCGCGUGAAGCAAUGGGCGCGUCGGUGCGAGAGUUGCGCCAAACUCGUGCACGACCAGGACCGGAUGUUUUGCCCGCGCUGUGGGAAUGCUUACCUGUCUCGAGUUUCUAUCUCGGUGGACAGUGCCACCGGUCAACUGCGGGUGCAUCUCAGCAAGCUGUGGCGGCCGCGGCCAGGCUGCAAAUACUCGAUUCCCAAACCCGGGAAGGGGAAGGCGAGUCGGUGGGAAGGGGAUUUGUUGCUGCGAGAGGACCAACUCCAGAUGGGAAUCUGGCAGCAGAAGAUGAAAAGGCGGACCAAAAUGCUGGACAGUAUGUUCGGAGCAGACAUCACGGAGACCUUGGGGGUGGCGGUAACCAAAAGUACGGCAGCAAACGGUAUACAGUUUGGGUAUGGGAGAAAGAAUCCCAAUUCUCAGCGUGGAAGGGAGAGACGAGGGAAGAGAAAGAAGAAAAAUUAG